GACUGCUGGGCCCCCAACAGCUCUCAACGGCAGAUGGGGCUGGAGUGCCGGGAUCCGAGGCCCGCCGAGGGUGCCGUCGCGGGGUCGGCUCUCAGCGGUCGGGUGCUAGCCGCCUGGGCUGGCGCAUCCAGCCCUACCGGGACCCGGUGUCCAGUGGGCUCCCCCAACUACAUCUUGAUACUUAGAGCUUCCCCCUUUCCUUGUCCUCAUAGGAAGGAUAAUGCACCUCUUGGACAGCUCCAGUCCCUACUGUGACAGUCGCAGGAUCUGCAGUGAGCCGUGUGCGCGCGGGGUGUAGAAGUGUGUAGCGUCUCAGUGACUCGUUGGCUCCGCCCUUCAGCGUGUGUUUCCGGGAGGUUUCUAACCACGAGACUUGAGAGGUUUUAACCCUGUUUGGUAAACGGCAUGCCGCCCCCAAAGGGGCGCGGCUCAGUAAUUGAAAAUGAUUGGAAACCACUGGGCUCGAAGUGGUUUAUAGUCUGAUGAGCUAGAAGACCCAGCAUCCUUACGUGACCAUAAACAAACCCUUUUGUAUAUGUUACGUAUCAAUCUGCGGGAAGGGUUGUAAUGGCAAACUUUGCGCCAAAGGACAGGAUUUCUGUGUACUUAAUUUGCUAUGCAGAUUGUUUGCACUGAACUGACUCAGCGAGAAGGUGGGAUGAAAGUAGCCUUGGGACUUAACAGAUAGGAAAACAGCCAGGAAAACUGCAGAAUUUGGGAAGAGUAACUUCAUUCACUGUAUUACUUUGUGAUUCAAAUUUUACAAAGUAAUUUGGUUACUUCAUCAAAUGUUUUACAGUUUUAAGCAUUUAUAUAUGUGUUGGGUUUUUUUGUUUUGUUUUACUGGUGUGGUAGCUCUUUUGGUAAGGGUCGAUUUAUUUUACAGGCAUAUCUGUGCCGCAUAUUAUAAAAUUAAAUAUACAGAUAUCUAAAUGAAGUGUUUAAAUAAUUAAGGCUUUAACUUAUGGGCAUAAUGUGAUACAGUGUGGAUCUUUAGUGGUUUUUGUUUUUUUUUUUUAAUGGUUACUAACAUCCAUGCUUGUCUUAAAGCUUGAUAAAGUACCGCUGAUGAAAUCAUGACCAGGUGGGCCCGAGUUACUACCACUCAUAACAAGAGACCUUUGGCUGCAACAUCAUGGGAGGACAUGAAGAAGGGGUCCUUUGAGGGAGAAAGCCAAAAUCUACCAAAGAGUAAACAACUUGAAGCCAAAAGGCUCUCCGUUAAAAAUGAUGCUCCCCAAGCAAAACACAAAAAGAACAAAAAGAAAAAGGAGUACUUUAAUGAAGAUGUAAAUGGAUUCAUGGAAUACCUAAGACAAAACUCACAGAGAGUUCAUAAUGGAGAGAUGAUAGCAGCAGACAGUGAGGAGGUAAGGGAAGAAAUUGCAGUUGCUUUAAAGAAGGAUAGUCGACGGGAAGGAAGAAGACUAAAAAGACAAGCAGCAAAGAAAAAUGCAAUGGUAUGUUUCCAUUGUAGAAAACCUGGCCAUGGGAUUGCAGAUUGCCCAGCUGCCCUUGAGAAUCAAGAUAUGGGAACUGGAAUAUGUUAUCGGUGUGGGUCCACAGAGCAUGAAAUGACCAAGUGCAAAGCCAAAGUAGACCCAGCUCUUGGUGAAUUUCCUUUUGCAAAAUGUUUUGUUUGUGGGGAAAUGGGGCAUCUAUCCAGAUCCUGUCCUGAUAAUCCCAAAGGACUCUAUGCUGAUGGUGGUUGCUGCAGACUCUGUGGCUCUGUGGACCAUUUUAAGAAAGAUUGCCCUGAGAGCCAGAAUUCAGAUCGAAUGGUCACGGUUGGUCGCUUGGCAAAGGGAAUGAGCGCCGACUAUGAAGAAAUUUUGGAUGUACCUAAACCACAAAAACCCAAGACAAAGAUACCUAAAGUUGUUAAUUUCUGAUAAUGAUUAGUACUGUCAUUAGUUACCACCUCAUUGUUAAAUAUUCUGAACUGGGCCUACUUCGCAAAUUGGAGCUGGGCUCCCUUGGAGACCUGUGUUGUAGAUACCAGUAUGAUCAGGGAAUGGUCGCAUAGUUUCCUGAGUGCUGUCCAUUAAAGAGUGCUUUUAUCACUGGAGAAAAUCACUGGAGAAGUAGAAGACGUUAGAAUUGGAUUCUCUAAAAGAACAUUUUUAACAGAACUUAGGUAUAACUAAGUGGUUAUAUGCUUGAUUGUAACAAUCAUCUUUUUCUUAAAAACUAUGUAUUAAUGUGAACCACCCCUACAUAAAGUUUUACUGCUUGGCAUUCGGAAUUGAAUUUUUAGUUAGAUUGUUUUUUUUGUUCAAAACACCACCUUAUUAUUAUGAAUUUAUUAAUUGCCACAAAAUCCACUAUAUUUUUAAAAUAAUAAAAAUUCAUUUGCUAUUUACUUAUUUUUCUGAAUACCUGAUUCUGGAUUAUACUAGCCAUCCUCUCUUUAUGUCCAGGUACAAACCCUUUGGAAAUACCAUCUUUUGUGAAGUCUAGAUAAGAUUAAUUUUGGUUAAUAUUUAUUUUAGUUUUGACAUAAAGAAGUACAAAUUAUUGAGGUAAAAUAGAAGAAUACCUUAACAGCAGCUCUUCUUUGUUCUUGAUUUUCAAGAGAGAAAUUCUAGCCGAAAUUUAGUUUCAGAUAUUCUGCCAGAAUGAUGUCACUUAACAGAUUGUAUAUUACACUUAACAGCAUUUUGUUCACAUGUUUUAGAUGCGUCCAGGUGAGAAUGCAACUAUCACUGUAAUAGAGUUAGAACACUAAUCAGAGACCCAUUAGCUUCUUUGAUUUGAUGAAUACAUGCAUACUUAAUACAUAUAUUUCACAAGGCUUAGGGCUCCCAUUGUACUGUUUAAUGGAAUGACUCCAGUGGAUUGUGUGUUUCAUUUGGAAUUUUACCUGAUUGGAUACAUUUGUAACUAAAGGAAACAGCUGCGAUUAGUCACUGAUGCUUCAAAAGCAAAAUAUUUACCAAAUAAGAAAAGAAACACUUAUCUCUGUUUUAAUGUCUGCAUACCUCAACAGUUCUAGUUUUAAUAGGAGCUGUUGUUUUAUUUUUGAUAUGAGAGGAAAACAGGACAGAAUAUAGCUCAGCCUUCCAGAAAGGAGUGCCAUUUAAAAGAAAUCACACAAGUUGUGCAGCUGGAAGAGGGCAGCAGUACUGCCUUAGACAUUUAGUACAAACACACCCAGAUUUAUUUCACCUGUCCUAUGAGGUGCCAAAGACUCUGGAGAGUCAAAAGUCUCCUCAAGUGAGGAAGGCAAACAUUAACUUUAUUUAUCCACUGCAUCUUUCUCCAGUUCCUGCUGUGUUUCUGGUACUCUUUUAGGUACUUGGGAUUAUGGUUGUGAUGAAGACAAACAAGGUCACACGCAUUCUAAUGCAGCUUUAGGAUGGAGAUGAGACUUGAGGGGAAAAUACAUAUUUGACAUAUCAGUGUAUCAGAAAAAUAAUAUCCG
Enhydra lutris kenyoni (northern sea otter) is the source of this 3424-nucleotide messenger RNA. Its product is annotated as zinc finger CCHC-type containing 9. Lineage: Eukaryota; Metazoa; Chordata; Mammalia; Carnivora; Mustelidae. The transcript has 5 exons. Bases 1077 to 1892 code for a protein of 271 amino acids. The record is from RefSeq and is a predicted model, not a curated record. Gene Ontology annotation, molecular function: nucleic acid binding; zinc ion binding.